CAUUCCAAGCAAGGACAAUACACCAGCCGCUCUGCCUUUGACUUCCUCCUCCUGCCGGCUUGUGAUUGGGUAACAUAAGCCGAGGCUCUUUAGUGAUGUCAACACAAACUUAAGCUGCUGCUGUGCUGUCUAGAGUUAGUAGAUGCGGCAGUGAGCUGCGGUCAGACAUCAGCAUGAGAUCAUCGCCCGUCCUGCUGACUACUGCACUGGCAGCGCUCGUAGCCUACUAUGUGUACACUCCGCUGCCCCACACCCUGGCAGAGCCCUGGAAGCUCAUGCUGAUGGAUGCCACCUUCAGAUGUGCACAGGACCUGAGCAACUUAGCCCAUUAUGUGGGUCUUGGUCACCACUUGCACGUCUUGAAUUUUGUUUCAAGCUACUUUGAUAAGCUGGAUCCCAUAUCAACUACAAAUUUAAAAGUCACAGACACAGUAUUUGAUGGUGUGGAGGUCAGAAUAUUUGAACCCGAAAAGAACUUGGAUGGAACACUAAAACGCAGCAUCAUUUAUGUCCAUGGUGGAGGAUGGGCCCUUGGAAGUGCAAGAACGAGGUCCUAUGACAGCCUGUGCCGGAAAAUUUCAGAAGAUGUAAAUGCGGUUGUUGUUUCCAUUGAGUACAGACUGGUGCCAAAUGUUCAUUUUCCAGAGCAACUAAAUGAUGUCUUUGCUGCCACAAAAUACUUCAUGCAACCAGAGGUCCUUGCCAGGUUUUCUGUGGACCCGCAAAGGAUUGCCAUUUCUGGAGAUAGUGCCGGAGGAAAUCUGGCAGCUGCUUUGUGUCAGCAGAUUACACAAGACAAGAAUAUAACAACCAAAGUGAAAAUACAGUCUUUAAUCUAUCCUGUACUCCAGAUACUAGAUUUUAAUACUCCUUCUUAUCAGCAAAACAUGGACAUGCCCAUAUUGUCUCGGUUUGUCAUGAUAAAGUUCUGGCUGGAUUACUUAAAUGGGAGCCACAAUUUUGCUCAUGCAAUGCUGGUUAAUAAUCACACUUCUCUAGACGUAAGUGAAACCGUUGCACUCCGAGAACGCUUGAAUUGGAAUUCGUUAUUACCGAUGUCCUUCAAAAAGAACUACAAGCCUGUUCUACAGAGUAUUGGUACUCCCAGUAUUAUCCAAGAGGUACCUGCUUUACUUGACAUCCGGGCAUCUCCAUUGGUAGCACACAAGGAGACACUUCAGAAGCUUCCAAAAACCUACAUCUUAACCUGCGAACAUGAUGUCCUAAGAGAUGAUGGAACUAUGUAUGCAAAACGGCUAGAGGAAGCCGGAGUUGAUGUCACUCAUGACCAUUAUGAAGAUGGCUUCCAUGGGUGCAUGCUCUUUGCUUCCUGGCCCACAUACUUUUCAGCUGGUGCCCGUACAAGAGAUGGCUAUAUCAAAUGGCAUAUUGAGAACCUAUGAAGAAAAUAACAACACGAUUUCUUGAGGUUACUAUGAUAAAAUAGUAGAUUGUUUGACUCCCUUUUUGGUCCUGUAGGACUGUCCUUAUUUAGCACUGAAACAGAUUAGUAGCUCUGUAUAUUUAUUUACACUAUAAGUACAAUUGGAUAUACUACAAAAAAACUGGAAAUAUUGGUGUAAUAUGACAUUUUUGCCAGACACAUGGGGGGAAUUCAAAUGUUUGAAAAGUCAGUUGGGUAUCUGUUUUUUCCUGUCUAUUAGAUAGGAAAAAACAGACACCCAACCGACUUUUCAAACAUUUGAAUUCCCCCCCAUGGACUGUGAGAAAUGACAUUGUCAGUAUUACAGGUUUGGCAAACCUGUUAUUACACAGGAUAAUGAGGCCCAGUAACCGGAUGUAGACUCCAGACAUGAAAGUGUAUUGAAAGGCCUACAAAGGAUUCUGGUUAUCUUAUAUCAUACAUGUUUGACAUGAAACCUGGCGUGUACUUCAGCAUAAUGUGUAUGGGAGAUGGAAAGCAUCCAGUUCUCAGCAUUUCUCUACACCAGGACCUGGCAGUAAUGGUAACCUAUGGUUACAGAACAUUAUCGCUCCUGGUCUUGCUCAUUUUGGCAGACUGUCAGUAGAAACAAUUUGCACUGUAAUGUAUUUCGAGUGAUUACUUUGCACUAACCUCCAUUGACCUUCAUUGUUAUGAAAGGAAACUCCUCUGUUCUGGCCAUUGUCCAGGUACCUGUGUACUGUCUCCUUGUCACGCAAUGUAGGUUUUACGUGAGGGUGAUCAAUGUAUUAUAUGCUACAGUAUAAACAAAUGUGUUACUUGCAGCAAAGCAAAAUCAAUGCAAUUCUAUGUGAUUUGUCACCGUGUUGAAAGUAGUAAUAGAAAUGUCUUGUAGUAUUUCAAGGGUUAUGUAUGUGUGUUGUGUAUGGGUUUAUAUAAUCUCAGUUUGUGUUUAUAGUGCAGCAUCUCUUACAGGUCCCAUCCAGAAGGAUCUGCUCAAAUGGUUUUGUUAGUAAUGAGCUGCUCCAUUUGGCACUCUAUCCACGGAAUGCUACCUACAGUAUGUCGCUGUGCUUGCUUCAGUGCAAUGUAAUUAGACCUCAUCACAGAACACAGCAUGAAUAACUUUAGCAUCUUCCUAAUGAGAUUAGCUCUACUCUUCAGGGGCAGGACCAUAACCAUUGCAGGAGAAGGAGGAGGCUUACUUCUACAGUGGUCCUUGCUCUUAUCUUCUGUGCUUGGAUUGAGAUGGGUUUCAGAACGGAGAGCACAGACAUGGUUUCAUUCUGCAUGUGUUAGCCCCUGUAUAUGCUCAGAAGAGUGAAGUACAUGCCUUUCCCUUACCUCUCCAUAUUCUUACUGUGGGUCCUAGCAAUUCUCUUGGAGAUAAAUAGCUUUGUAUUAUAA
Molecule: messenger RNA, 2812 nt
Organism: Pseudophryne corroboree (corroboree frog)
Lineage: Eukaryota; Metazoa; Chordata; Amphibia; Anura; Myobatrachidae
Gene: NCEH1
Product: neutral cholesterol ester hydrolase 1
Exons: 5
Coding region: 174-1403 (409 amino acids)
Cellular component (GO): membrane
Molecular function (GO): lipase activity; carboxylic ester hydrolase activity
Source: RefSeq, a predicted model, not a curated record